UGCCAACACUGGCCGCCAGAAACAAAAAUACCGGUCAAAGCGUGCCGCCAGUUGUUUUGAUUUUGCGGUUACAUGUUAUGAAAUAAAGACAAGUAAAAAAUGCUGUUAUCCUUGAAGUGCACAACGAGGACCUUGGUGCCAAGACUGCACCGCUUCACAAGCAAAAUUGCUGUUGAUGUGGAACCGGCGGUUGUCACCGGUCUGGAACAGGCCACCAUUAAGCCAAGGAAACAUCCUGGUGUAGUGAAGCCUAAUCAUGUGGAGCUACCAAAACAGUUGAGUGACACCCUUAAACGCAUUGUGGGCGACCAUCCCGUAAAGAAAGUAAUCCACGACGGCCAGCAGCUCAACUCCUACAUCAAAUCACGGCACCCGCCGCCCUCGCACGAGGAGAUUGAGAACAAAAAGCGGAUUAUCAUCGAUGAAGUGAAUGCAAAGAUGCCGCUGGACCGGCUGGCUACAUUGAGCGAGGAGGAGGCGACGCGGUGGAAGCGAAAGAGGGAGCUGGAGAUCAACAAGCGGCUGGCCCAACGCCUCUACGCCUGGCGACGCAUCGAGUACGGUACCUACGAAGCCAUUGUCUAUGCCGUUGCCCGCGGUGCCCAAGAGUACGCAGUAAUGAAGCGUGUGCUCACCGAGUUGGCCCAGAGGGACGAGCAGUUCCGUCCGCGCAGCUUCUUCGACUUCGGAUCGGGCGUCGGUACUGGGAUGUGGGUGGCCAGCGAACUUUGGCGCGAUCAGAUCUUCGAGUAUUACAACGUGGACAGGUCUAGGGAGAUGAACGAGAUUUCUGAGUUGAUUUUGCGGGAUGGCCACGAGAACAAGCAAAUACCCUUGCGCAACGUGUACUACAGACAAUUCCUACCCGCCAUUGAAACCAAGUAUGAUUUGGUGAUAAUUUCCCACACGCUCUUCGAGAUGGCAGACCAAGAGCAGCGCCAGGAGGUUCUACUGAAUCUGUGGCGCAAGUGCGAUGGCUACAUGGUCAUAGCGGAGGAGGGAACGCGUCGUGGCAGCGAGUUGGUCAACGAGGCCAGGCGAUUUCUGUUGGAACAGGACGACGAGGGUCAUACACUGGCGCCGUGUCCCCAUGAUGUGGCCUGUCCACGUCUUAAGGAUCUGGCUGAUCGCACACCCUGCAAUUUUCCUAUUUCCUACGCUCCCCUUCGAUUGGGCAGCGACUCUAUGGCGGACCGUCACACCUCCUUGUAUAGCUAUGCCAUCCUGAAAAAGGGUCCCCCAUCGGAUAGUUCCCGUUCUUGGCCACGGAUUGUGCGGCCCACUCUGGUGCGUUCGAAGCAUGCAAUCUGUAGGGUUUGUACGGAAAAAGGCAAUCUACAAGAAGUCAUUUUCACCAAGUCCAAGCAUGGAAAAUCCGCCUACAGUUGUGCGAAAGUCAGUCGCUGGGGCGAUCGCCUGCCCAUGGCGCUGGGACAGCCGCAGGUCAAGCCCGGCUCCACAGAAUCAACUUUGGACGACUUGGCGUAGCUUAAACAGGUGCAAUCGAUAUGUGAGGCAUAAAGUUACGCCCAGCCCAGGCAGAGGCUAAUUGAUACUAAAAACUGGCAUCCAAUUAGUCGAUUUAAUUAUGUGCAAACAAAUCGUUUCGGGCGGAGCUGAAAUUAAUUAAAUAGUUGCAUUUAAAUUAACCAUACAACCCAAAUGGCAGAGCCGCAUGCUCAUUGAUACUAAAUUUCGUUCAACGGCCAACACACCCUCACCUAGAUUUUAAUGUAUGGCAAGACUAAAGGCGGAUGCGGCCGCGAAUGGGCUGGCCCCCGCCGUUUGUGGGAUCAGCUUGUUAUGUAAUGUCAUCGGUAUAUAGGCUGCCCAGUGAGCUAAUGUGUUUGCAGAGGAGGGUUUGGAAGGACUCUAAGGUAAACAGUGAGGUGUGGCAUCACUUUUCAAAAGUGUCUUUAAUUUCCAGCACUUCUCUUAAAUCAUGUGCUCAAGUAAAU
Drosophila kikkawai is the source of this 1958-nucleotide messenger RNA. Its product is annotated as ribosome assembly protein METTL17, mitochondrial. The record is from RefSeq and is a predicted model, not a curated record. NCBI's taxonomy places the organism in Eukaryota, Metazoa, Arthropoda, Insecta, Diptera, Drosophilidae. Gene Ontology annotation, cellular component: mitochondrial small ribosomal subunit. Gene Ontology annotation, molecular function: structural constituent of ribosome; methyltransferase activity. Gene Ontology annotation, biological process: translation.